Molecule: messenger RNA, 2336 nt
Organism: Chaetomium strumarium
Lineage: Eukaryota; Fungi; Ascomycota; Sordariomycetes; Sordariales; Chaetomiaceae
Exons: 2
Coding region: 164-2182 (672 amino acids)
Source: RefSeq, a predicted model, not a curated record
CCAACCGAAUCGACCUGCAUACUGCAUCGCAACAAACCAUCCUUCUCUUGGCACCUGUUGACCUGGAACCCGGACUUCAAAAGCAUCCACUUCCUCUGCUUGUUCCUCCGGCUGUCCAUCCUUUCAGUCUGUACGGCUCGCCUGCGGCCGUGUUGUAGACAUCAUGUCUUCCACACCGUGCCUCAGGGGCCGCAUCUCUUCGCCGCUUGAAGCCGGUCCCUCUAUUUCAGACGGUCACCAUCUCCCCAGCCCGGUCAACGAGGCGUUCGAAUAUGCUUCCAAGCGGCUGGGGAGAAAAGUGGGACAUAUCACGCUCCUAGUGGUUCGGAAGGACUACCAACUGCCUACCUCGCCGAUCACCUCCCCGACAUUUCCUCCUGGCUCUGUGCCCGCCUCAACCGUCGCCACACUGUCGAGACCGGCCUUUCCUACCACUUCACGGUUAGGGGCCUUGAAACAGCUUGUCCGGCAAAACUUCUCAGGAGAUGCGCAGAUACGUGAGAGGAUACUGCAUGUCCAUUUGGAUCAGUUCCGCAACGAUACCGCAUCACCAGCCUUUAGCGAGGCUUCCGCGGCUUCCGCAGCUUCGGCCUCGACGGUCUCAUCUGUGUCGACUUCCGAUUCAACCUUCAGUCACCGGGUACGGUGGCCUACGACUCCAACAGCAUAUGAAAGCGUGCCUGUGACACCAGCUACCCCGUUUACGGUCAUGUCCUCGUUAUCAGGGGCCGACGGAAACAGUGCAGUGUCACAGUCCUCGGUACGAGACUCGACGCGGUUUGGCUUGAGACUCGUCUAUGCCCACCCAUUAAGUCCACGGGAAGAGAAGGCCCUCUCCCAGGUUCUAGAAAAGUCGGCAAGGAAGUUCAAACUUGAUCCUCGCUGGCUCUCCCAAGCAGUCUCCCCCUCGACGCUUGGUCUCCCAGCCGACCUCGUUCUGAAGUCCACCGCCCAAAACGAGGUACUCUUCUCGUCGGAACACCUCACCCUCCUCUCUCUCGACCACCUCUACACGUUUCGCACAGCUCUGCAAGCCUACGCACGCUCCAACGUGCUUUGCCGCCUCGAAGAUGCCGUCGACGACCUACGACGCCUCUUUCUCGCCAACGGUCGCCGCCCAGUACGAAAGAGUGCCCUCCUGGCUGCUUACCGGUGGCUAGAUCCAAUCAGUGAUGCUUCUCUUACUGAGGUUUGCCGCAUGUAUGAGAGGGCAUACGGGGGAAAGGAGAGGGAAAGUGGGGUGAAGAACGAUAUUGAUCCUGCUCCGGCGUGGCCGCUUCUCGAGGGUGAUGUGAAUGCCACGGACGCGGAGCCAUUGUCGACCAAGAGAAUGGGCAUGUUGGCACCAGGACCUCGACCGGCUGAAGGACCCAAACCCCCACCGCAAGAAUCAGGGCAGCGGACUGAAACCCAUAUUCUCGAUCUGGUGGACGCCCUUGACAAGGAGAUCGUUGUGUCCGGUAGUACUGAUAUUGGCCUGGACGACGGGUCCCAGCUCGAUGAGUACGAAGCUUGGUACCGCGAAAUGCACGACGGCGAAGCGGCCGUCGAGAUCCAUCCCCUACGCUCCCACCCGGCGACAAUAACACCGGCUGUGACCGAGAUUCCGCACCCUCCACCAUCACCACCACCGGACCCCCCAACGACAGCUACCUUCCCAACUGACUGGCCCCAAUCAGACGAUCUCCAAUCAGAUGACGCGCCGCGGGUCGAAAUGCAGCGCACAACACCCAAGCUACGCCCUGCCCCCCCAGGGAAAUCACCCGCCCUCAAACUGCAAACGACGUUCGAUAAGCCGGUCGGCAAUGGUGGAAAGCAGUCCGCCAACAUGAAACAGCAACAUCUUACAGAACAGGGCCACGGCGAGCACGAAGAGGAGGAGCAACUGACAGCUCGCCCGCGCAGCGCCAUCAAAUCGUUUGCCGACGUGCGUUGGAGUUUUGACGAUAAUAUCGACAGUAACAACGGGAUGUCGAUCGAUGGGAUGCUGCAUGGGGAUCAUCGACAUCCGGAUGACGACGGUGAUGGUUCGAGGAAACCGCAGCAUCACCAGCAGCAACCGGAGGAGAGGGUUGGCCCCAUGACGCCGAAUGGGUACGACGAUAUCUCGCCUAUUACGAGGGGCGAGUGGGGUUUCUUGAUGUUUGGGAAGGGGAAGACGGCCAAGGUUGAGACAUGCUGAUGGUGCAUUACCUACCUUACCUUACGUACAUGCAUGGAACAAAUAAUUUGAACGGGCCACAUGGAGAAUGGAGAUCUCACACCUUGUUCGCGACUGUAAAGCCAAUUCAGUCAUGUGUUGUACAUAUUAUGUUGAAGCGCUCCGUUCAAGUGGC